UGGGAGGCGAAUUCAGCACAGAAAAACAGACAAACAGACAGAGAGACAGACACAGAAUAGAGAAUCGAAGCCAAUUUGACCUCAAUGUUCCUGCCGUACAAAAUACUCACUUUCCCCUCCCUACUCUUAUCUGGUCUUGAGCUUGAAACUGACAAGCUCAUGGGCUGUUUCUGAUCCAUAAAACCCGCAUUGCUACCCAGCAUAGACAGCUACGGUUGUACCAGAAGCCAUGGCAUCCACCAAUGCCAUCCGCCUGGCAGGUUUCGGGCUAAGGAUGCUUCAGCUCUUGUCGUCACUGAUCAUCGUCGGGGUUUUUAGUUAUUUCCUUGCAGUCCUUGCUGAUCACAACGAGCAUGCCCCAGAAUGGCUGAAGGCUGUUGCCGGGAUAGCUGGAGUGGCCGCUAUCUAUGCCAUACUCACAUCGUUUUUCAUUCUUGCGUAUGGAGGACUGUUAGGCUUCUCUCGUAUAUCCAUGCUAUUUGACGGAACUUUCGCCGUCGCGUUUCUAGCUAUCUGUCUUAUGACUCGCCACGGCGCCCUCCCUUGCACAGGACGCGUAACCACGCCCGUUGGAAGUGGUGAUGCGGAAGACCCAGGUGCAGCAUUUGGCGACGAGGAUACGGGAACUGGCAGGGGAGAUAAUCUCACUUCCAUGCGAUACCUAGCUACCGCGUGCAAGUUAGAAAAGGGGACCUUUGCCGUCUCUAUCAUUGGAACGUUGGUCUUCCCUCACAUAACGUGUGCGCCAAACCUGUUCGCUAAUUAUAUCUCCCCCCAGUGCUCUCUUUCUACUCUCGAUUCUCAUCCAGAAGGCCUUCGAAAACCGCCAACGGACUUCUAAAACCUCACCAAAGCCUCUUUCCCAUGCCUCAACCAGGCUUCGUCAACGCUUCUGGCCAAGACAGCAAACUCAAAGCUCCUCUA
Trichophyton rubrum CBS 118892 is the source of this 924-nucleotide messenger RNA. RefSeq lists its product as uncharacterized. The record is from RefSeq and is a predicted model, not a curated record. The coding region runs from base 230 to 841 and encodes 203 amino acids. The transcript has a single exon. NCBI's taxonomy places the organism in Eukaryota, Fungi, Ascomycota, Eurotiomycetes, Onygenales, Arthrodermataceae.